AUGGCGGCAGGUUCGGAUGGCCGCAGAGCCAAAACGGCCCACGUUAACAUGAUGACCGACACCAUCAUCACCAACAUCUCAGCUGAAGGUCUCCGCGUUGUCUUGCGGUCGCUACUGGCAUCUCACCCUGACGUCACCUCAACCUUUGAGGCCGAGACCAAGACGUACAUCCAAGAUGUCGCUCUGCCGAAGAUCUCGAAACAAGCAUCUAAGCCAGACAUAUCUGCGCUGAAAGAUACUCAGAAAACAAUUCGGUGCAUGCUGGGAUGCGGUCUCAGCCAUGAGAGUAUUACUCUUAUGAGCAAGUUGGCUGUCCAGGGUGCUGAUCUGCUCCAGAGCUCCGAGCCCGUCGAUGGAGUUGAGGACUUCUUGGCAUCGGUUGACGGCGAUAUCGUGCAACUGGUGACCGCAGUCGAGAAGACGUUAUCCAGUGCUGGCCGAACACAACUUCUGGACGAGGAGAAGAGUAUCUUGAACGGCCUUCACAAAUCUCUUAUCGACUGCAAGACGGCGACCGGGGGAAACCAGUUGGAGUAUCCUUACACGAGAGCGCUCACGGCGACUUGCAUCCUUCUCGGAAUCCCUGCGCCGGAGACUGUCAACUUGGCUUCAGUUGAUGCAGACUUACACUCAGCUCCGCCAGUCGCGAAGGAGACCUUCGAGCUGAACGGACGAAAACUACCGCGAAUCUUCUCGGGGCUUUGGCAAAUGUCUAGUCCGUCAUGGGGUUCAGCGCCAACCUCCAAGAUCAUUGCCCAAUUCUCUCGAUAUGUCCGAGCUGGUAUGGUGGCCUUCGACAUGGCUGACCACUACGGCGACGCAGAAAUAGUCUUCGGUCGCUUCAACUAUCUGUAUCCUCUGAAAGGUGUCACUUUUGCUGGGACGAAGUAUUGCGUCUUCAGCCCGAUGAAAGUCACCCGCGAGGCUGUGCAGGCCAAUGUGUCCGAGAGAUGCAGGAGACUGCAAACGGAGAAGGUUGAUCUGCUCCAGUUCCACUGGCAGUUCUAUGACGACUCUCAGUACCUCGACGCUUUGCGCUUCUUGGCCGAAGAUGAGCGGGUGUCUACCCUUGGUCUCUGCAACUUCGACACCAAACAUCUCGAAGCAGUGCUGGACAAUGGCAUCAAGGUUUACUCAAAUCAAGUCCAGUUCUCUUUGAUCGACUCUCGCCCCGUUGUGCGCAUGGCCAAGGUCUGCGAGCAGCAUGACGUGAAACUUCUUACGUACGGAACUCUUUGCGGUGGCUUCCUCGCCGAGAAGUGGCUGGGCAAGGACGAGCCCGACCUCUACGCCGAGUCGAUCACGCCCAGCCAGCGCAAGUACUACGCCAUGAUCCGGAGCUGGGGUGGCUGGACGUUAUUCCAAGAAUUGCUGCGCGUGCUGAAAACAAUUGCUUCUAAGCAUCACGUCAGCGUUUCCACUGUUGCGAUCCGGUGGGUGUUGGAUUUCCCCUACGUCGGGGCCGUCAUCGUCGGGGCAAGGAUGGGUAUCAGUGAGCACACGGAUGAGAACACGGCGAGCUUGGGGUGGUCGCUUGACGAGAAUGAUCGCGCGUCGAUUGAGGAAGUGUUGAAGAGGAGUAGUAGGCUGGAGAUGUUCGAGGACAUGGGUGAUUGCGGAGGCGAGUAUCGUUAA
Molecule: messenger RNA, 1635 nt
Organism: Colletotrichum karsti
Lineage: Eukaryota; Fungi; Ascomycota; Sordariomycetes; Glomerellales; Glomerellaceae
Product: putative aldo/keto reductase
Exons: 5
Coding region: 1-1635 (544 amino acids)
Source: RefSeq, a predicted model, not a curated record